AUACGGAGGGAGUAUUGUAUAUAGGUUGGGAGCCGGAUAUUAUGUUAGCAUAUCGUUCCAACAAAGACUCGGACUAUUUUGGCUUCUAUCAUCAAAUGCUAUUGGCCAAUGGAUUAGUUUUACUGGCUUACCGAAGAAAGUCAUCUCAGAAAUCAAACAUACGUCGGUGCUAGUCUCCGCUGCCCCUUUCUCUUGGUCCAACUUACAUGUGAUGUUUCAAGGAAGGUAGGCUAGAAGCCUAGAAGGUGGCCUUUGUGGUUAAUGUGUUGUUUCAUAUCUCUUUCUCUUAUCCUCAGUGAGCUUCAGAGUUUGUUUUUUUUCUGUCCUUGACAUGGCCAUUUUGUUAGAACUGCAGAGUUUCAUACCUACUUCCUGAUCGAAGCAUCUUAUCUCUAGCUGUCCCAUAGAACUGCAUAGCUUCUUAAUUAUAUCUCCACCGCUCAAGCGCAAACAUAGUUUCUCUGCAAGUCUCCGGUGUCUGUUGGUCCUGCUGCUAGAUUUGGUGUUGCCCAUAUAUGUCGGGAACUGCAGCUUGACUUCAUCCUAAGCAGCAGGCGGGAGGAUCUCUUAGCUGUUCUUGUGUAAGUACAAUCAUUGUUCUCCUCAGACUCGCCGCCAACCAAUUUGAUCCCUGUUUAUGAUAAGUUCUGCAAAAACUCUUACUUGCUUCAAGCCUCCUCUGAGGACCGACAGGCUACAGGGUGCACACCAAACCGCAAAAAGAUGGAGGUUGCCAUUGACUCAGCACGCUGGGUGGUUGACAAAGCACUAAGCCCGUUAUCAGGGGGCUUGUUAGAGACAUGGGCAGCAAGUUCUGAGCUUGGCGUGAACAUCGAUGCCAUCAAGAUGGAGCUGCUGUAUGCCAAGGGGAUGCUUGAGAAUGCACAAGGCAGGGAGAUCCGCAGCCAGGCGCUAAAGGAGUUGCUGUAGAAGCUACAACAGCUAGCGUUUGAUGCCGAUGAUGUUCUGGAUGAACUGGACUACUUCCGCAUCCAUGAUGAGCUCAAAGGCACCUAUGAGGCAGCUGAUGUGGAUGAUGCAAGUUGCUUCCGUGGAAUCCUUGUCAAUUCUCGCCACACUGCUAAAGCUGUGGGUAAAUCGCUCUCGUGCUUUCAUACUGAUGCUUACCAUGGUGACCCAGAUAACCCAAGAACUGAAGCAAGGCAGCAUGUCCACAUGCUUAAAGCACUGCGGUGCGUGUUGUUGCAGUCCAAAUCCAGGGCGCGAUCGUGCAAAUGAAGCACCAAUGCAUAAGUUUGACAGGGUGGGAAUAUCAACAAGGAUGAAGCAUAUCACGGAACAACUACAACCCAUAUGUGCUAAGGUCUCCGUCAUUCUUAACAUGGAGAUGCUGGGUAGUAAAAGCAAUACUCAGGACAGUACUACGAGCCAGCGAAUAACCAUCUCAGAAAGUGUUGAUCCUAAGUUAUAUGGACGGAACAAGAUGAAGGAUAAAAUUAUACGUGAUAUAACAAACGGUAUAUACGCUGAACAGGACCUCUCUGUCUUGUCACUAUUUGGUCCAGGUGGCAUUGGGAAAACAACACUCGUGCAAUACAUAUACAACAACCAAGAAGUGCAUAGCCAUUUCCAAGCAACGAUUUGGGUAUGUGUGUCCUUCAAUUUCAAUGUUUCAAUGCUGAUACAACAAAUUAAGGAUCAAAUCCCUGAAGUUGAUGGUGAAAAUGGAACUGCUGAAGACCAUAUUGAACAAAGAUUGAAAUCUAAAAGAUUUUUGCUGAUCCUGGAUGACAUGUGGAAAUGUGAUGGUGAGGAUAUGUGGAAAAGGCUGUUAGUUCCUUUUAGAAAAAGCCAAGCUAAAGGUAAUGUGGUUAUAGUUACGACUCGAUUUCCUGCUUUAGCUGAAAUGGUUAAUACAAUGGACCACCCAAUAGAGUUGGAACGUUUAGAACAAGAGGAGUUUAUGCAAUUGUUUGAAGCAUGUGUUUUUGGUGAGGCAAAAGCACUGUCACGCCCGGAAUUUCUAUCCAAAAUUCCAAACGCUUACAUAUGUGUGAACCCUCGUCCAGAAAUCAGCCGAGGCUCACAAUAACAAAUUGAUAAUA
Molecule: messenger RNA, 2066 nt
Organism: Oryza sativa Japonica Group (Japanese rice)
Lineage: Eukaryota; Viridiplantae; Streptophyta; Magnoliopsida; Poales; Poaceae
Source: RefSeq, a predicted model, not a curated record